GAGCCUGUUUUUCCUUGGUGGUGACCAUGAUGUUUGAGCGCCCUGCGUCUGCUCCACCACAAAACCUUCCAACUGCAUUGGAGGUGUGAAGGACGAAGAAGUGAUGAGCGGUAACGACAGCGACUUUGAGGGCUUUGAUAUGUUUGAGGAGCCAAAGGACUUUCGUCCGCCCUCUCCUCCGCCUACCAUGGUCUCUCAUAUGAGAGAGCAUGCCAUGUCAGGUCCAAAGGAAGUUCUGCUUAGACUUGUUGGGAACCAUUCGUUGUGGGGCCAUUAUCUGUGGAACAGUGGUAUCGUCCUGGCCGAUUAUAUUGACCAACAUCCAGAGGUUGUGUCUGGUAAAAAAGUACUGGAGUUAGGUGCUGGUGCCGGUUUACCGUCCAUCAUUGCAGCUCUUAACGGGGCCAAGUCUGUCGUGUGUACGGAUUAUCCAGACAAUCCACUUAUUGACAACAUCAAAUAUAAUGUGCAACAGUUUCCCCAGAUUGUCGAUCGAACAAACGUUCGGGGUUUCCUUUGGGGAGCAGAUAUCACACCUCUCCGCGAGGCUGCUGGCCUGCCGGCAGAUAGUGGAUUCGACGUGAUCUUGCUGUCUGAUCUUGUGUUUAAUCAUACCGAGCACGAAAAGCUUGUUCAUACGAGUAAGGAGGCUUUGUCAAAGUUUCCUGACGCGAUCGUGUAUGUGUUCUUCACUCAUCAUCGUCCUCGUCUUGCCCACAAAGAUCUUCAGUUCUUUCAGAUCGCCGAGCAAAAUGGCUUUAAGGUGAAAAAGUUCCUUGAGAUCAAAAAACGACCCAUGUUCGAAAACGAUCCUGGAGCUCCAGAGGUUCGUGCUACGGUUCACGGCUACUCGAUGAGCUUGUAGGAGGAAAAGUUGUAAAACAUAAAAAACGUGUCUAAUCAAUGGUGCACGGCAUUUGUCGGAUUAUAGCCAGGCGACGGUCGCCUGAGGAUAUCUUUCAAUUGUAAUGGUUCUGUGGCGUUCUCAGUGUUUUGUUUAUUUACUAAAAAAUAGAGCUACUGCUUAAUCUAUAGCGAGUUUUGAAUACUAAAUAGAAACGAAAACAUAAGAGUGGGCGCACGGAAGCGUAGCGAAGCAUGAAUGUGUACUAGCUACUAAUAAUAAUACCUUUGCUUAAUAUUCGGAUUUAUUGAAUUUAGCCGUUCGUCUCCC
Molecule: messenger RNA, 1174 nt
Organism: Schizosaccharomyces japonicus yFS275
Lineage: Eukaryota; Fungi; Ascomycota; Schizosaccharomycetes; Schizosaccharomycetales; Schizosaccharomycetaceae
Product: nicotinamide N-methyltransferase Nnt1
Exons: 2
Coding region: 104-865 (253 amino acids)
Biological process (GO): S-adenosylmethionine metabolic process
Cellular component (GO): cytoplasm
Molecular function (GO): protein-lysine N-methyltransferase activity; nicotinamide N-methyltransferase activity; N-terminal protein N-methyltransferase activity
Source: RefSeq, a predicted model, not a curated record